UGACUAAACUUCCGCCCCCUCCCUCCGCCCUGGCAGCGCCGGGCUCCGUGAGGGGCCGUGCGGGGCUCAGCGGCGGCCGGGCCCGGGCUGAGCCUCCCCGCGGCCGGGCGGCGCUCGGGGCAGCGUCCGCUCCCUGCCCGGCGGCUCCCGAUCCUUUAACCCACUUUAAGGAAAGAUCCUUUAACGCACUUGAAGGAAAAGCGACCUUUUCCCUCACGACUCAGUUCUUCUCCCCUCUGUCGCUGUUGGCUCCCAGGGACUGGGAGCAGCCAUAAAGCCCGGAGCCCCCAGAAGCCCGGGAUGCAGCGGGGCCGGGCUGUGCGGCGCAGCCCGGGCUGGCUCUCCCUGGCGCUGCUGCCGCUGCUGCUGCCGGCCGCCUGUGCCCGGCCUGCCAACCUGUCGGCGCUGCGGGGCCGGGAGGAGCUGCUGCCCCCCGAGCACCUGAACGGCGUCCGGCUGGAGCGCGACGGGCACCUCAACCGGGAGCUGCCCCAGGAGCUCUUCCUGGGCCGCGAGCGCGAGCGCUUCGAGGAGGACUCCCAGCCGCGCCGCAACAGGAGGAAGCUGGUGGGCAUCUUCGCCAAAGUGGAUCGAAAUAAUGAUCAAAAAAUCAGCGCCAAGGAGAUGCAGCGUUGGAUCAUGGAGAAAACAGAGGAGCAUUUCCAGGAGGCCGUGCAGGAGAACAAAAUGCACUUCAGGGCUGUGGAUCCUGAUGGGGAUGGUCACGUUUCAUGGGAUGAAUAUAAAAUUAAAUUCUUGGCCAGCAAAGGCUUCAAUGAGAAGGAAAUUGCAGAGAAAAUCAAAAACAACGAGGAAUUAAAAAUAGAUGAAGAAACGCAGGAGGUGCUGGACAACCUGAAGGAUCGCUGGUACCAGGCGGACAAUCCCCCCCCGGACCUGCUGCUGAGCGAGCAGGAGUUCCUGUCCUUCCUGCACCCCGAGCACAGCCGCGGCAUGCUGCACUUCAUGGUGCAGGAGAUCGUCCGGGAUCUGGACCAGGACGGGGAUAAGAGGCUGACCCUGCCCGAGUUCAUCUCGCUGCCCGUGGGCACGGUGGAGAACCAGCAGGCGCAGGACGUCGACGACGACUGGGUGAGGGACAGGAGGAAGGAGUUCCAGGAGGUCAUCGAUGCCAACCGCGACGGCAUCGUCACCAUGGAGGAGCUGGAGGAGUACAUGGACCCGAUGAACGAGCACAACGCGCUGAACGAGGCGCGGCAGAUGAUCGCCGUGGCCGACGAGAACCAGGACCACCAGCUGGAGCUGGAGGAGGUCCUCAAGUACAGCGAGUACUUCACGGGCAGCAAGCUCAUGGACUACGCGCGCAACGUCCACGAGGAGUUCUGACCUUCCUCCCCUUCCGGAACUCUCUAUCCGCUCCGCCCGCCGCCCAAACCCGAAAAUCCCGGGGCGGCGGCGGGAGUCGCUCCUGGCGCUGUGCUCCGCGGCUCCUCGCGGGGAGCUCCCUGCUGGAAAAACGCUGGGAAUUCCUGCAUUCGGGUAAUUUCCCUGUUCGGUUUGGGGUUGAAGGCAGCUGGAAUUCUGGGUGGGGGAGGAUUCUGGAAUAUUCCCUGGUUUCCUUCGGCUGCUCAUCCAGGGGAUCCCAAAUAAAACUUGGUUUUGGGUGGAGGAAUGUUUGUCCUCCACGCCCAAUUCCAUUUGAGAAUUUCCUUAAAUUUAGAGAAAUUCCUUAAAUUAUAUUCCCUUGUUGCCCCCACAGAUGCUGAUGCAGGGAAUCCCAAAUAAAACUUGGAUUUGGGGAAUUUUGGUGGUUCCAAGGAAUGUUUGUCCUCCACACCCAAUUCCAUUUGAGAAAUUCCUGACAUUUAUUCCCUUGUUGCCCUCACAGCUGCUCAUACAGGGGGUGCCUAUUAAAACUUGGAUUUUGGGAAUUUUGGUGGUUCCAAGGAAUGUUUGCCCUCCUGGGAAUAUCCACACUCAAUUGCAGUGUUUUUCUCAACUACCUGAAGAGUUGUUGGGAACUAAAUGGAAUUUUUUCAGGGAGCUGUAGGGAAGAAUUUAUUUGAAACGUUACAGAAAAACUUUCUGGAAUUAAAUAAAUAAAAUAACAUUAUUUAAAAUUAAAUUAUUAUAAAAUUACUUUUUUUGUUGUUAACAUCCGCACUGGCAAUGGGAGAUUCUGGAUUUAUAAAAUCAGAUUUUGGCCAAAAAUCAAACAAUUGGGAAGUUUUUUUGGUAAUUUAAGCCGUUGGACAGAGCAGUGGGAAUUCCCAUGGAGUUUUAUGGCUGCUUAAUUAAAAUUCAUUGCUAAAAUUAAUGAGCUCUGUGCUAUUUAAUGCUGUUAAUGAGCUGCUGAUGAUGAUAUGGGGGAAAUUCCAGGCUUUAGGUGAGCUCUAAAAAAGCAACUCUGUCCCAAAUAAAAUUGAUUUUUUCCUCUGCUUCCAACUUUCCUGGGAAAAACCCCUCUUUGGGAAAGAAUUCCUGAAACGAAUGAGAUGUUUUAUUUGAUUAAAUUUAUUCUUAAUAUAAUGUAAAUACAGGAAUUGCUAUCCCUCUUUCUCUUUUCCUGCUUUAUUUGAUGUUUUUAUUAAAUUCCUUGGAUAAAAUGUUUUAUAUACUUUUUUUGUUUGUUUUGUUUUCCAUUUAAUAUUUCUCUCCAUGCUUUGGAAAUUCUGCUGCUUUUAAAGUUUGGCGGGGGGCAGGGGGGGUGGGGGGAAAUAAGAGGAAUAAAUUCCAUGGAUAAUCUCCAAUAAAAUGAAUUUAAACACAAAAAUUCCAGUAAAA
This is a messenger RNA of Lonchura striata (white-rumped munia), 2745 nucleotides long. The record is from RefSeq and is a predicted model, not a curated record. Lineage: Eukaryota; Metazoa; Chordata; Aves; Passeriformes; Estrildidae.